AUGGCCCGCACUACGGAACCAGUGGCAAAGAAGAUCUUUAAAGAAGUUUUAAUAGUUGAACUCUUGGGCGUUUUUGGAGCAUAUUUUUUGUUUAAUAAGAUGAACACAAGCCAAGAUUUCAGGCAAACAAUGAGCAAGAAAUUUCCCUCCAUCUUGGAAGUUUAUUACAAAUCCAUUGAACAGUCUGGACUGUACGGAGUCAGAGAACAAGAGCAGGAAAAAUGGUUGAAUAGCAAAAAUUAG
Molecule: messenger RNA, 243 nt
Organism: Zalophus californianus (California sea lion)
Lineage: Eukaryota; Metazoa; Chordata; Mammalia; Carnivora; Otariidae
Product: protein CEBPZOS-like
Exons: 1
Coding region: 1-243 (80 amino acids)
Source: RefSeq, a predicted model, not a curated record